AUGUCGUUCUGCGUCGCUACCCAAUCAUUUAUCUUUUACAUCCUCGCCUGCACGCCAUGCUCCAAUAUUCGACACCGCCAGAGGGCGCAACAAAAUGCAAAGAAGGAGCGCGGGGAGAAGGCGCGCAUCGUGCUAGAGCAACCACACCUAUACCAACACCCAGAUCCAUUCCACACGAACCCUUUCUGGACCGAGGAAAUCAGGAUGGGCCCAAGUUUACCAACAAAGAAGAGGGGUGGAGGGGACAACUGCAAUAAGAACAGCAGCCUGAGAGGUCUGACAAACCCGAGCCGGGACGGUGCAAGUGUAGGCACCGCGAGCAGUGCUGGAAUAAGCAAUCCCGACGGCACGGCACCCAACUCCAAUCACCUCCCUGUUGUGCUAGCAGACCCCCCCAAGAUGGCCAACGGGCCCCCGAUAGCACCGGAUGAGGAGGCCACGAGCCCCGUCAUGAGCAAGGCGGCGUCCGUCAUGACAAACGACGACUGGAACCUCAAGCGGUACCAGCGCGAGGACGAGGAGCUGUGGGGCAACGAUUUGUCACGGACAGGCCAAAAGCUUAUGGAUGCCCUUAAGCAAGCCGGUACUACCGCCGGCCGCUUUGUCGAGUCCAAGCUUGGAAUCGAGAAGCAGGUGACGGACGAAGAUCGUCACAACUUUUACUUUGCUCCGAAAAACCCGCCUGUCAACCAAUAUCACCCGCCCGUCGUCAGAAGCAAACCAGCGCACAAGGAUGCACUCCGGUGGAUGCUGCAGCCUCCGCCAUCGGCAAAAAUCAUGGAGGGUAAGGUACCUGUCAGCAGGAGCUCAAGCAUGAUGAGUGCGGGAUCUAGAAGAACGGUCACAUCCUCGGACAGGCAGUCACUCGGGAGGUUGGUGGGUGAGAAGUCAUUCGAGGCCAAAAUUCGACAGGCGGGUGUGCCUCAGGAUGGCGAGCUCCAUUCAACAGCGUCCCUGAACAGGGCUAGGUCCAGGAGAACAACUGCGACGUCGACGGUGAGAACAAGAAGCCGGCGCACAGCCAGAAGCAACAGCCUCUCGACCGACUCGGAGGAUUCGACUGAAGGGGCUGGUCAAAGAAGUCGGCGGAGCCGCCGCGCUGCUGUCACGCCCGAGUUUGUGUCGGACGAGGACGAGGACGAGUACAUCUCGAGGAGCCUAGAGUCACUGAGCAACAGCUCUGUCCCGGCCUACGUAGCCCAAAGGCCGAGGCUUUCGACUAUCUUCAGCUCUGAGAUCACAGAGAAGGCUUCAUCGACGCGAGUCGAUAACAAGAACUGUUCGACUUCGCCGCUGCAAGAAGUCACCAACGCGAGCACAGUAAUUGCAGGGAGUAGGGUGAAGGAGCAGCAGCAGGAAGUUGAGACUUCUAACAACAAAAUCUCCGUUUUACACGCCGAAUAA
Molecule: messenger RNA, 1404 nt
Organism: Lasiosphaeria miniovina
Lineage: Eukaryota; Fungi; Ascomycota; Sordariomycetes; Sordariales; Lasiosphaeriaceae
Exons: 1
Coding region: 1-1404 (467 amino acids)
Source: RefSeq, a predicted model, not a curated record